Molecule: messenger RNA, 1707 nt
Organism: Cariama cristata (Red-legged seriema)
Lineage: Eukaryota; Metazoa; Chordata; Aves; Cariamiformes; Cariamidae
Gene: KLF7
Product: Kruppel-like factor 7 (ubiquitous)
Exons: 6
Coding region: 1-891 (296 amino acids)
Biological process (GO): regulation of transcription by RNA polymerase II
Molecular function (GO): RNA polymerase II cis-regulatory region sequence-specific DNA binding; DNA-binding transcription factor activity, RNA polymerase II-specific
Source: RefSeq, a predicted model, not a curated record
AUGGAUGUCUUGGCUAGUUAUAGUAUAUUCCAGGAACUCCAGCUUGUCCACGACACCGGCUACUUCUCAGCUUUGCCAUCCUUGGAGGAAAACUGGCAGCAGACAUGCCUGGAGUUGGAGCGAUACCUUCAGACUGAACCACGGAAGAUCUCUGAGACCUUUGGUGAGGAUUUGGACUGCUUCCUUCAUGCCUCCUCAACCCCAGAUGCAGAGGACAGUAUCCGACGGCUGGACCCCAUCCUUUUACCAGUGGAGACGAGUACAUGUGACAAAAGCACCAACAUGGACAUUAUCCUCUCGCGGGACAAGCUGCUGUCUGAGACGUGCCUCAGCUUGCAAUCCACCAGCUCUUCCACAGAAGGCUACACAGCCGUCAAUCAGGCCCAACUCAAUGCAGUAACCUCAUUAACACCCCCUUCCUCUCCGGAGCUCAGCCGCCACCUUGUAAAAACCUCACAAACUCUCUCAGCGGUGGAUGGCACAGUGACAUUGAAAUUGGUGGCCAAGAAAACUUCACUCAGCUCCGUGAAAGUGGGUGUAGCAACAGCGACAGCGGGAACGAUAAAAAGCGGGCAAAGUGACAGUGAACAAGGAGGUACAGGGGCAGAAGCAUCCCCAGAAAACAAGAAGAGGGUUCAUCGCUGUCAAUUUAAUGGGUGCCGGAAGGUUUAUACAAAGAGCUCCCACUUAAAGGCUCACCAGAGGACUCAUACAGGUGAGAAGCCUUACAAGUGCUCGUGGGAAGGGUGCGAGUGGCGUUUUGCACGGAGCGACGAGCUCACGAGGCAUUACAGAAAGCACACGGGUGCAAAGCCCUUUAAAUGCAACCAUUGUGACAGGUGUUUUUCCAGGUCUGAUCACCUCGCCCUCCACAUGAAGAGACACAUCUAAAUAUCAGUCAACUUGGCAUGGAUGUCACCUGAGCUAAGUGUUGUGAGAUGAAAGUGGAACUCAAGUUGCAACGUGCUACCUUGCAGGAGAAGAGAACUUGAUCACGUGUAAUCCUCUGUACAGAGACCACACGCUCACACUGUCAUGCACCCAAUUAUACUUCAAUGCUUACAUCAGUUCUUUAUGCCUUGCCCCAGCUGGAUGGGAGAAGAUGCAGCCGAGGAAAUGGUAUAGAGUGAUCUUCAGAACUCCUUGUCUUCACCUGGAUAUUGGUCUGGGACUGGCCACACAGGCAUGACUACAGGAUUCCUUCCACAUCAUCUCUAUGCUGGCUUCAGUGGCAAGAUUUAGCAGUGUAAGAACUGUAGGAUCUGGCCUACCAGGUACUAAGAUCUGUCUCAUAAAGCUAAGACUUUCCUUCUCCCUUAGAGGAAGAAGUCCAAGACAUAAUCAUGCUAUAUAAGUUAUAUAUAUAAUGAUAUAGUUGUAUAUAUAAAUUAUAUACAUAAAAAUGUGGAGAUGGGGGGGUAGGCUGCCUUUAUCACCCCCCCAGAAUGGGUUUCCCUACCUGAAAACUUUCAAAUGCAGGCGUCAUUUUUCAAACAGGGUUUUAUAGUUUUCCUUAAUACUUGUUAAUGGCAUUUUGAGUGUAAUAAUUGAAGUUGGAACUCUUCACAAUUUUCAAAAUGAAAGCUUUGAUGAUUUUUUUUAAGUGCUUUGGUCCUAACUUCUGUAUACUGCCAGAAAACAGGUUCUCCACCCUUUCUGUGUGUGGGUGUAGAUGUACAACAGUGUACCAUAUAUACCUACACAGAA